Camellia sinensis is the source of this 759-nucleotide messenger RNA. The record is from RefSeq and is a predicted model, not a curated record. NCBI's taxonomy places the organism in Eukaryota, Viridiplantae, Streptophyta, Magnoliopsida, Ericales, Theaceae.
AUGGGGAUUGAUGAUUAUUUUCAAGAGAAUGGAUUUGAAAAGUAUCCUUACGAGCAUGCACUCUAUUUGAAGAAAGAAGCUGAUGAGAGUUUGUUGUAUGCAUGCCUCUACGUUGAUGAUAUGAUAUUCACUGAGAACAAUCCAACAAUGUUUGAAUCCUUCAAGAAAAAUAUAGUCCUAGAGUUGGAAUUGACAAGUAUUGGAUUGAUGUGUCACUUUCUUGGCAUCGAAGUAGUUCAAAGCAACGAUGGAAUCUUCAUCUCCCAGAGUAAUUAUACAAAGGAUAUUCUCAAGAGAUUUGGCAUGGAGAACUGUAACUAUGUCACAACACCUGUUGAAACAGGAUUGGAGUUAAGUAAGAAUAAACAAAGAGAUGUUGAUCCUACAUAUUUCAAAAGUUUGAUUGGAAGCUUAAGAUACCUAACUUGUAUUGAGCUAGAUAUACUCUACGGAGUUGGCCUUGUUAGCAGGUACAUGGAAACCCCUGACCAGUCUCAUCUAAAUGCAGCAGAGAGAAUACUCCAUUACAUCAAGGUUACCAUCAAUGAUGGACUAUUCUAUACAAAGCGUCAAGACUUCAGACUUAUUGGCUAUUCAGAUAGCGACUGGGGAAGAGACAUGGAUGAAAGAAAAAGCAUAACUGGAUUUACAUUUUUCAUAGGAGAUACAACUUUUACAUGGUUAUCAAAAAAGCAAUAUAUUGUGAGAUUGUCAUCUUGUGAAGCCAAGUAUGUUGCUACCAACUCAGUUGUCUACUAG